AUGCUUAAAAUAAUCUUCAACUCGCAUUAAGUCCAUUUUAAAAUUAGUAGUUUCCUGUUUUUACAUAGACUAUAGCAUGUUGUUAGAUGUGGAAUAUCUAUAAAUAAAGGCAAAUUCUUGCUGUACAAUUCUACGAUUUUAGAGCAAUAGAAGAGGAAUUUUAAGAGUUAAAAUUUAAAUAUAACUAAACACUUUUUAAAGUUGGAAACUUUAUAUCUCGUUUUUAAAAUAAAGUUUAUAGAAAAAAGGCUAUCGCUAGCCUUUCGGAAAGAUUUUUUUAAGUGAUAUAAGGACGAACAGUUCUUAAAUUUGGUUACUUUAACUUUUCUUCUUUAAUAAAAUUUGAAUUCGAUAUACUUUUUCAUAACAAAAUAUCAAAUUACAUUGCUAAUAGAUGCUUGAAAUCCUACCUAGUUAAUAAGACAGUAAAAUAUUAUUAAAAAGUAUUCCUCGGUGGGAUAAUACAAAAUUUUUAUACUCUUCUCUGCAAUAAAAUUGGUAACGUAAUUUUAAUUCAGUAAUUGAUUUUAAUACAAAUAAAACGCCAAUUUCUCGUUUUGAUUACAAUCAAAGUGCGAAUUUCAUAAUGUUUAUAAAUAACAAGAUCUUUGAAAAAGCAAGAGAAAAUCAUUAUUGAUAUUGCUUAUUAAAUAGUUUAAAUUUCAUUUAAUGCAUUAAUUUAUAUAUAUAUUUUGAGGUAUUUAAAUAACUCUUAACUAAUGAAAGUUAAACUUUUAUUUUUUCUAUUUUGCUUUCUAUAACCUGCAGCUUUAAAGUAAAAAAAUCAUAUUUUAACUUUUCUUCGUUCAAUUUUGUUUUCGAAAUCACUUAUUUUCUAAGAUAUAUCCGAAUCAAAUAAGAUAUAAUUAUCGCUUUCGAAUUUUUAUAUAUGUAUAUAUUUAAUUAUUCCUUGUCACCGUUUGAUCUAGUUUGAAGGUUUAAACUCGACGAGGUUCACGCGUCGAGUGUUGUACAGAAAAGCUUUAACUCAAGGACGUGAUGUAAUCAAUGUGAUUACUGGAACUUGGCUUAGUUUCAAGUCAGUAGGACGUUUCGACUGGCAAGGUUAGCCGUUGGGGUGCCAAAUGAUACGGAAAUAGCCCCUUUCUUAUAUAGUCUACAGAUUAUAGACGCGUACUCUGCAGGUGUUUUUAUGAUGCGAGCAAGUCGUACGAAAUUUUAGUGACCUUGAACGUUAUCGUUGGCGCCAUCCGAGACGAGAGAAAAACACUGAUUUAUUUCUCACAUCAUUCGCUAAACGAGAUUACGAAUCGUUUUAUUUUAUUGCGAGAUUAAAAGAAAAAAAAAAGAAAAUGCAUAAAUCAAAUGUGGCAAAUAUAUUAUGCCAUUUCUAGAUAGUAUACCCUAUAUUUCUUUUUAAUAAUUCAUAAAUUUUAAACCGCGAUAUGCAAUAAACACCGAAUAGGCGAAUUUGAUAUAUUGUUUGAUUUCUUUUUGAUUUCUUGUUACUUCAAUCAGUCAAUGAACUUGCUUAACUGUCAUUCUUGAGGAAUUUGCAAAAUAAUCAAAAUUUCUACGUAGGCUAACACUGUGUUUAAAAAUUCAGAUCAGCAAACCAGAUAAAAGAAUUCCAAUAAUAUGGAAAAUAGUUCUACAGCUGCUAAUUCCAAAGUGCAUUUCUUGAGAAAUGGCUUAAAGUACUUUGGUUUCAAAUCACCACAAAAAGACAAAGUAGGGUAUUCAGAUGAAUGCAUCAAAACUAUAUAUAUAGGAAAAACUACUUUUCCUAUUCCAAAUAAAUAUGAUGAAGCAGGCAGCAGUAGCAGCACUAGCGAAAUUGGUGGCAAUAUUCCCGAUGCUAUACCAGAACGAGGCCAAUGGAGUGGAAAAUUGGAUUUUCUCUUUAGUUGCAUCAGUUAUGCAGUUGGAUUAGGAAAUGUUUGGAGAUUUCCUUAUCUAUGCUACGAAAAUGGCGGAGGUGCUUUUUUAUUUCCAUAUUUAGUAUGCUUGGUGUUAUGUGCAAUUCCUGCUUUUUUUAUGGAGGUUGCAAUUGGCCAAUAUCUCAGUAUGGGAGGUAUUGGCAUAUGGAAUAUGGUUCCAAUUUUCAAAGGGGUCGGACUUGCUUCUAUGACAAUUGUGGGAUUAUAUAAUAUAUAUUAUAUUAUAAUAGUGGCAUGGAUUCUUUUUUACUUGGUUGCAUCUUUUGCUGCUAUUUUACCUUGGCAACAAUGUAAUCAGUAUUGGAAUACAGAAAAUUGUGUAGAUUUAAAUUACAACAAUGGAUCUUCUAAUUCAAGUAUUAACAUUUCUGUUUCACCUGUUGUUGAAUUUUGGGAGAGACGUGUUCUUGGAAUCACAGAUGGAAUUCAUGAUAUAGGAACCCUCCGGUGGGAAUUAGUUCUUGGACUUUUUGUUGCUUCUACAUUUGUAUAUAUUGUUAUUUAUCGUGGUCUUCAUCAAAGUGGAAAGAUUAUCUGGGUUACUGCACUAUUUCCAUAUGUUAUACUGUCAGUAUUAUUUUUUCGUGGAAUCACAUUAGAAGGUGCAUUUAGCGGUUUAUUAUUUUAUAUUACUCCAGUUUGGUCAAAACUAUUGGAUCCAAAGGUUUGGGUCACUGCAGGCACCCAAGUAUUCUUUACAUUUGGUAUUGGAUUUGGAUCUGUUAUAACUUUAGGCAGUUAUAAUAAAUUUCAUCAUAACUUUUUCAAAGAUGCUUUUAUACUGUGUUUUGUAAAUCCAGCAACAAGCAUUUUUGCAGGAAGUGUAAUUUUUUCUGUUUUGGGUCAUAUGUCAUAUGUUCAAAACAUACCAGUUUCAGAAGUUGUGAAAUCAGGUCCAGGCUUGGCAUUUUUAACAUAUCCUGAAGUAGUACUACAGUUACCACUUUCACCAUUAUGGUCUGUUCUGUUCUUCUUGAUGUUACUCAUUCUUGGUGUUGACAGUCAGUUUUGUACAGUCGAAGCUUUAAUAGCAGGCAUUACAGAUGAAUGGGCUGAUGUUAUUCGUCCAGUUAGAAAACUCUUUACUUUAUCAGUUUGUUUUCUUCUCUUUCUUCUUGGCUUGCCAAUGGUGACAGAAGGAGGCAUGUACAUUUUCCAAUUGAUGGAUUAUUAUUCUGCAAGUGGAAUAACUCUAUUAUUUACAGUGUUCUUUCAAACUAUAGCUAUCUCAUGGAUUUAUGGUACCCAAAGGCUGUCCAAUAACAUAAAAGAAAUGACUGGACGUUACCCUAAUAUGUAUUUUAAAAUUGGAUGGACAAUAUUUGUACCACUCAUUACUUUUGGCAUAUUUUUAUUCUCUGUAUUUCGCUAUAAACCCCUUAUAUAUGCAAAUGUUUAUUCAUAUCCUUGGUGGGGAAGCAUGAUGGGUUGGUUGAUGGCUUUAGCUUCAAUGAUUUGGAUUCCUGCUUAUGCCAUUUAUUUCUUAUUAACACAAACUGGAACAUUAAAAGAGCGUCUCAUCAGUGGAAUUACUCCCCGCAUCAAACCAGAACAAACUCUGGAAGAAAAAUCAUUGGAAAAGACGCCAUUAGCAGAAAUACCAGUAACCAUUACACCCUCUCUGCAUACAAUCUAAGAUAUUUAGCAAU
Molecule: messenger RNA, 3550 nt
Organism: Centruroides sculpturatus (bark scorpion)
Lineage: Eukaryota; Metazoa; Arthropoda; Arachnida; Scorpiones; Buthidae
Product: sodium- and chloride-dependent GABA transporter 1-like
Exons: 14
Coding region: 1600-3537 (645 amino acids)
Biological process (GO): sodium ion transmembrane transport
Cellular component (GO): membrane
Source: RefSeq, a predicted model, not a curated record